AUGGAGUUGGAUAGUGUUGUAGCUAUUUUAGUUAUAUUUUGUUGUUCUUUGGUUACGCUUCUGGCGAGUGAAGAAAGUAUCAAGAUGGGCAAAUCAAUCACUGGUAAUCAGAAAAUGAUUUCAGCUGGAGGAAGUUUUGCCUUAGGCUUCUUCACUCCGCGUAAUUCUACAUUUACCUAUCUUGGCAUAUGGUACAACACAAUCCCCGAGCAAACGGUCAUUUGGAUUGCUAAUAGGGAAUCUCGAAUUCCUCAGAAUUCUACUGCUGUUUUCACUAUUGGCAAUGAUGGGAAUUUUGUGAUUUUUGAGGUAAAAGAUCAACUUAUUUGGUCAUCAAAUGUUUCAUCCAUAACUUCAAAUUUUACUGUAGGAGCACUGCUAGAUAAUGGAAAUCUAGUGCUCAUACAUGGUGAGUCUGAUUUAUUGUGGCAGAGCUUUGAUCAUCCUACGGAUACGCUUAUGCCUGAUAUGAAACUUGAUCCUGGAGGGCAGAUGCGGCGUUUUUAUAUAUUAAAGCAGAACAGUAUUUAUUUUAGGUUUGAUGAUAGUAAUGAAUACGCUGGAGGGAAUAUCGGGGGAAUUGGUUGGUAUAUUUCUGUUGUUUCGGAGAAUGAUGGAAUUUUUGUUACUUAUGGUUAUACCAAAGGAUUGGUAACAUUAAGGGUUAUUUUGCAUCCUAAUGGUUACCUUCAGUUGCUGGAAUGGCAUCAAAAUGCUAAUAAGUGGAUAGUUAAAAAUCAGGCACCACAAUCUCUUUGUGAACGUUACGCGGAGUGUGGUCCAUUUGGAAGCUGUGCGGUUAGAUCAAGUGGAUUAUGCAGAUGCUUAACUGGAUUUGAACCAAGAUUUUCGACAGAUUGGGUGAACGGGAAAUGGAAUGAUGGUUGUGUUAGAAAAGUAGCAUUGAGUUGUGAUGGCGGAGACAUAUUCUUGAAACAUGAUGAGGAUAUGAAGUUUCCGGAUCAUGCUAUCUCGUUAGGACAUAUGAGCAUUAAGGACUGUGAAACGCGGUGCAUUAGGAACUGUUCUUGUUCAGCUUAUGCUUAUUCAAAUAGCACCUGUUUAAUUUGGUUUGGAGAUUUACUGGACCUUUCCCACAACUUUCCUGGUGGCAGAGUUCUCAAUGUUCGAGUUCGUGGCUCUGAGCCAGGAAUUCAGCUCACAGACACAAAGUUUUUGUUGUGA
This is a messenger RNA of Solanum verrucosum, 1185 nucleotides long. RefSeq names its product G-type lectin S-receptor-like serine/threonine-protein kinase At4g27290. Lineage: Eukaryota; Viridiplantae; Streptophyta; Magnoliopsida; Solanales; Solanaceae. The transcript is spliced from 3 exons. The record is from RefSeq and is a predicted model, not a curated record. Gene Ontology annotation, biological process: recognition of pollen. The coding region runs from base 1 to 1185 and encodes 394 amino acids.